CUUCGCUACCAUGUCGUCCAACUCUGCCAAAUCUAGCAAACUCAGUAAACCUUUGCUGCCACAGAGUUUUCUCCAAAAGCUGAAGGCUGAUACCAGCACGGCGAUAAGCGUCACACAAAAAGGAUCAUUUUCUUAUACUCCUGAAGGGCACGAAGUACGCAUGAAGAUGCGUAACUGGCAACGUCCCUGGUCUCCAGAUGCCGUAGAACUCGAUGACCCACCACAUUUCCUGGGAGGUGGGAAUAUGUGGCAUUACAUGGUGUCGAGUGGCGAUGUCAUAGCCGUCGCAGAAUUCCUUUACUUCGGGGCCACCCCUGAUCUUGAAGAUCCCACAGACGGCGCCACUCCUCUGUGGGUUGUCUCUAAAGAGAUCGCAAAUAUCACUGAGCAUCAAAAUGGUCCUUUCAUCGAUAUCGUCAAAUCGUUGACUGAGCUUACACCUGUCCGAAUGACCAAAGAAAACGUGCUAAGACGGCUGGGGUGGAUAGUUCGUAUGCUCGUCGAGCAACAUGCAGACGUCCACAAAACGGCCAAUGACCUGUCCAUCCUGCAAUUAGCCUAUAACGCACAGCGCUGGGAUCAUAUCGUACUGCUCAUAAAACAUGGCGCCCGACCAUCUCGCGACUUCCAUUUCGCCUCUUCAGCAGAUGAACGUCGAAUUUCCUCCCUCGUCGAGAUUAACCGUAACUCCCCUCGCCCUCCUCGAAUCUGCCCGUGUUGGUCCGGCAAGACCAUAGGGGAUUGUCACGCCACCUUACUGCCCUAUCCGCUCAAGUACCUUUGUGUUUGCGGUUCUGGCAAGACGUACGAGCGGUGCUGCCACUCAAAAAACGCGGUUGUUCUCGAACAAUGGGACCCGAUUCGGAACCGCGUCAAACACGACUACGAAGCUCAGCUCAACAAUCCUCAUCGACAGGCCCGGGAACGUAUGGAUGCGACCGCCCUUAUGGUACAGCAAAUGUUAGCGAAGUCUGAGGGCGUGGAUGCGGAUCAUGCAUCUGUCGUGCUACCUCUCACGGCAGAGCUCGACAUACAACGAAGAGCUGAGGCUAAUCGAACUGUCCUAGAGGAAUUGAGCUCUCGAGGUGUGCUGGACCCAGCGUUUGCAUAUGUUUGGCGAAAGGCAGGCUUCUGUCCCCAACCAGUCGCGCGGAAAUUCAGCAAGGUCAUUUGCGAGGAUCAACAAAAGCGAUGGAAUGACAUCGUCGAUGAGUACAUUGCUUCAGGGCAAGAUUCUCGUACAGGACGCGAAAUUGAACGCGCUGCCAAGAUUGGCCCGUGGAACGGUGCACUUUGGAGGUCCUGCGAAGGACCUGGUUGCACGGUGAUUGAGGACGAUUCCUUGACACUGAAGAGAUGUACUCGUUGCAAGAUUGCCGUUUAUUGCAGCACCGACUGUCAGCAGUCCGCCUGGAAGCAUCAACACAAAACCCAAUGCUCUGAUGCAAUAGAGCAGAGGCUGCCAUCUCAGGAGGCCAUCGCACGUUAUUUUCGAGAGGGUGGUCAUAUAGCAAGCCUGACUCCAGCUAUGCGCGCGGUAUUUGCGAAGUUCAUGGAAGAAACCAACUUCUUAUACGAGAUGAUGCGGCCAAGUCUUCCUACUCCCUCAACUAGGC
Molecule: messenger RNA, 1616 nt
Organism: Stereum hirsutum FP-91666 SS1
Lineage: Eukaryota; Fungi; Basidiomycota; Agaricomycetes; Russulales; Stereaceae
Exons: 4
Source: RefSeq, a predicted model, not a curated record